This is a messenger RNA of Perca fluviatilis (European perch), 671 nucleotides long. Its product is annotated as barrier-to-autointegration factor-like protein. NCBI's taxonomy places the organism in Eukaryota, Metazoa, Chordata, Actinopteri, Perciformes, Percidae. Gene Ontology annotation, molecular function: DNA binding. The transcript has 3 exons. The record is from RefSeq and is a predicted model, not a curated record. The coding region runs from base 140 to 412 and encodes 90 amino acids.
UUUGACUGCCUGCGUGCUGACGUCACGCUCAGAGCGUCAGCCAACACGUGUCGUAUUCCGGGUUUCAGAAUAAAACGCCUUUUUCCUGCCUGCGGUGUCCUCGUGCAGUCUGCGGUGUUUUCUGUCAGUCAGCAGCAGGAUGUCGACCACAUCCCAGAAACACCGGGACUUUGUGGGCGAGCCGAUGGGCGACAAAGAGGUGACGGCGCUGUCGGGAAUCGGAGAGAUUCUGGGGAAGAAGCUGGAGCAGCAGGGCUUCGACAAGGCCUACGUGGUUCUGGGUCAGUUCCUGCUGCUGAAGAAAGACACCGAGAUGUUCACCGAUUGGCUGAAAGACGCCAGCGGCGCCAACUCUCGCCAGGCGGGAACCUGCGCUCAGUGUCUGAAGGAGUGGUGCGACGCCUUCCUCUGAGACUCCUCCUCUUCCUCUUCCUGUUCCUCCCCGGCUCGCUCACUUCCUGUCUCUGAAGCGCCUAUCCGAGCAGGUCACCGCUGUCUUACCGGCGGCUGGGAAGCGUCUCCGGUGGACUUUUGGCGGCUUCCUGCGCGUUUCUCUUUCGGGGAACGUUUCCACGAAGCUUUCUGUGUGUUUGUCUGCGGAGGGUUUGGUGUGUUCAGGGUCUGUGGGAACUUUUACGCUUGUGACACAUUAAACUAACGUCUGAGCAUUA